Molecule: messenger RNA, 964 nt
Organism: Asparagus officinalis (garden asparagus)
Lineage: Eukaryota; Viridiplantae; Streptophyta; Magnoliopsida; Asparagales; Asparagaceae
Product: nucleolin 2-like
Exons: 7
Coding region: 20-964 (314 amino acids)
Source: RefSeq, a predicted model, not a curated record
CUGCAGCAGCUUUUUGAACAUGGGCAAGUCCAGCAAGAAAUCUGAUACUAAGGUUGCUGUGGCUACUCCUGUCACAGAUGUGAAGGCAUCUAAAAAGGGGGCUAAGAGGGAUGCAGGGGAUGCUUUGGAGAAAUUGGUGAGCGCCAAGAAGCAGAGGAAGGAAGUAGAGGUUAAGAAGAAGGUCCCUCCACCAAAGAAAGAAGAGUCCAGUUCUUCAGAAGAAGAAGAUUCUUCGUCCGAGGAUGAGAAACCAGCUGUUUCCAAGAAGGUACCUGCUGCAGCAGUGAAGAAGUCAGACUCUAGUGACGAGUCUUCUGAGUCUGAGAGUGACAGUUCUGAGGAUGACAAGGUUGCCAAACCUGUACCAAUUUCAAAGGCCACCGUGACUGCCUCAAAAGUGGUUCCAAGCAAUGGUUUAAAAAAGAAAGAAGCCAGCGAGAGCGAAUCAAGUGAUAGCUCAGAAAGUGAAUCUGAUUCAGACUCUGGCAAGAAAAAGGUGAGUGUCAUGCAUACUGUGAUGAAGUGCAACCACACAUUGAGUUCUAAAGAACUGGACUACAAUAAAUUUGUGAGAGAACCCACAAAUCACUAUGAUGAUAAAGAUUGGGAUAAGAACUUUAUCGAGUGGUUUCAAGCUCUAGUUUAUCAGAGUUAUCGAGAAGAUGAUGACUUACUUUCAUUAUCUCGUGGUCCAAGUAAGAUUGUUAAAUGUUUUACUGGAUUUGUCAUAAAUGGACAUCGAUUUCAUACAGAAAGUCGAGAUAAUUGUUUGUCAACUCAAAGUAGUGGGGUUGCAGUUGUUGGUGAUGCUGGUGAUGGUGGAGAUAUAGAUUAUUAUGGUGCUUUGGUUGAAGUUGUCGAAUUAGAGUAUCCUGGUAGAAGAAAGGUUGUUCUAUUUCGUUGUAAAUGGUGGGAUGUGCACGACAAAGGAAAAAUCCACCUCGUGGUAAUAAUAAGUGUCUAA